UAUUAUUAACAUCCUCUUUGGAAGCUAAUGUACUGAUUAUAUAUUCUCUUUGUUUGGAAGCAAGCUGCUGGAGACUUGAGAUGUGAUGAAGAUGGCGGGUUUGGAAUCGAUGGUUGUAGAAGAAAUAAAGCCGGUGGAAAAACCUGUGGAUAGAGAGAAGACAUGCCCAUUACUACUACGAGUAUUUUGUUCAACUGGAAGGCACAAUUCGCCAGGAGAUUAUUUAAGAGGAAAUGUACCACAAAACGAACUACAAAUUUAUACAUGGAUGGAUGCAACUCUUCGAGAACUAACAAGUCUAGUGAAAGAGGUUAACCCAGAAACACGACGCAAGGGUACAUAUUUUGAUUUCGCGAUUGUAUAUCCUGAUAUGAGAUCACCUACUUAUCGCAUGAGAGAAAUUGGUGUAACUUGUUCUGGUCAAAGAGGAAAUGAUGACAACAAGACACUGUCACAACUAAAAUUCCAGAUUGGGAAUUUUUUAGAUAUAUCGAUUACACCUGCUAAUAGGAUGCCACCCCCAAUGAGACGUCCACAACCUUAUAAUAUGAAUAAUCGGCCCUAUUAAUAUUUAGUAUUGGUAAAUACUGUAAUAUUUUAAUAAAUUUGUAAUUUGUAACAA
Molecule: messenger RNA, 622 nt
Organism: Leptidea sinapis
Lineage: Eukaryota; Metazoa; Arthropoda; Insecta; Lepidoptera; Pieridae
Gene: Bin1
Product: histone deacetylase complex subunit SAP18
Exons: 3
Coding region: 86-568 (160 amino acids)
Biological process (GO): negative regulation of DNA-templated transcription
Cellular component (GO): nucleus
Molecular function (GO): transcription corepressor activity; transcription factor binding
Source: RefSeq, a predicted model, not a curated record